AUGAAAAUCAAUUUGCUUCUAUUAAACUUAGUUACUGUAGUUUGUUUUACAGUUGGAUUGAGAUAUCAAAAUUUAAGUGCAUUAAUAAACGAACUAAGUGUUGGCAUCCAGGCACAAACAAACAUUCUUUACAAUUAUCAGGAAGAUUUCAUUCACACGGAUAUAUUGACAGAAACAGUGUACCCAAAACUGUUGAUUACCAAGAACAUCACUACCGAAUGGCACCACAAGUUUGGAUCAUGUGUGCUGUCAAUUGUAUUUUUAGAAAACGACUCACUAUCUGAAUCAUUAGGAGAAGUCUUGCAAUCUACGCUACAGCAUUGGAGAUACACUGACAUCUUGUUCGUUACAUCUGCGGAGGAAAGCCCAAAUCGACAAAUGAAAUAUCACGAACUAUUUGAAUGGUGUUGGAGUAAUGGUUUCUACAAUGUGCUGCUAACUCACAUUAACCAUACUGGUCUCCUAACACUGCAGCCUUUUCCAACACUGUCUGUGAAAAGUAACACACUAGUUAAUUAUUUGAAGGAACACAAUAAUUGGCAGAAUUUUAAAGGUUAUGGCAUACGUGUGUGUGCUAGCCAUCACCCAUAUCGUGCCUAUAUUACCUACAAGGAAAAUGGAGAACUACUACUAAGCGGUACUGAUGUGGAUUCUAUAAAAUUGUUCAUAGAACACUUUAAUGCUACUUUACUUUUGUCCUUACGAAGUUAUAACAAUUGUAUCAUCGCUCUAGAGACAAAGAAUACUGACAUUUUAGCAAUCGCAAUAACCCAAAAUGACCGGGUGAAGACCACACAUUCCUUAAUGUUAUAUAUGGGAUAUUUGAUGGUGCCAGCUGGACAAGAGUUGGACCGUUUUAAAUUGUUUUUGGCACCCUUUUCACGAAAUGUGUGGUUACUGUUGAUUGGUAGUGUACUUUAUAUCACUGUAAUGUUCUCGCUCAUUGACAGGCUACAAUAUGGUAUUUGGCAGGUUGGCAGUUAUAUGUUAAUCGCAGUGAGUAGCUUCUUAGGGCGUGAUAUUCCUAUGGAAAAAUUUCCCAGAAGAGUUAAACGAUUUGUAUUCUUUAUUUUACUGAUCAGUGGAGGAAUUAUAACUACAUUUUAUUUGGCACUGCUUUCCAGUAUUUUGAAUGCUAAUGUGUAUGAGCCCGAUAUUAAGGAAUAUGCUGACCUGAAAGAGCGGAAUAUAGAUUUUAUGGCAUCUGAUAUGGACUUGUAUGCUUUUAAAAAAUAUGGUCUGUCAUCUAUACUCAGAGAACGCUUGACACUUGUAGAUUAUAACGAAUUUACACGUAAUCGUAAUUCUAUGAAUAUCAAGCAUGCCUAUUUCUGUUAUAUGGAUGUCUGUGAGAUUCAUAAACAUCAGCAAAUAUAUUUACUGAGAAAACGUAUGAAUUUUUUACCAAAACCGAUAAUGUUUGUUUGGGGUGGAUUUGGUUUUAUAAACGGCUGGAUUUUCGAACAAACUUUUAAUAGAUAUGUGCAACGCGCUUUUGAAUUGGGUUUUAAUGAACGAUUUAGAAGAGAUGCGAAGAAUACAGCUAUACGCUAUGGGAAUAUUAGUUUUUUCAAAACGGAAUACUAUGAAGUUAAACCACUCGGCAUAGAUUAUUUCGAAAUGCCAGCUAUUUUAUUGGGAAUUGGAUAUUUAGUUGCUUUAAUUACGUUUAUAUUGGAGGUUCUUUACCACCAAUGCAAUGUACUCUAUUAG
Molecule: messenger RNA, 1713 nt
Organism: Teleopsis dalmanni
Lineage: Eukaryota; Metazoa; Arthropoda; Insecta; Diptera; Diopsidae
Exons: 1
Coding region: 1-1713 (570 amino acids)
Source: RefSeq, a predicted model, not a curated record